Messenger RNA from Salvia splendens (bonfire salvia), 1812 nucleotides. RefSeq names its product integrin-linked protein kinase 1. Gene Ontology annotation, molecular function: protein serine/threonine kinase activity; protein binding; ATP binding. Gene Ontology annotation, biological process: protein phosphorylation. Bases 191 to 1564 code for a protein of 457 amino acids. The record is from RefSeq and is a predicted model, not a curated record. The transcript is spliced from 13 exons. NCBI's taxonomy places the organism in Eukaryota, Viridiplantae, Streptophyta, Magnoliopsida, Lamiales, Lamiaceae.
GCGAAGUUUGGUUUGCUGAGAGCUCGUGGGUUUCUCGUGAUUUUCCAUCUUUGAGCUUAAAAGGUUUAAAUACGUUUUAACUCAUUUCACCUUAAAAUUCAGGGUUUAAAUUCUUGAUUCCUGCCGUUACUUGCAGGGUUUGGAUAUUGAUUUCAAUUUCAGUCUUGUUAGAGUUGGAUAAGUUUUUUCAAUGGAGUCUGAAACGGCGGCGGCGAAGUUUAGUCUGUGGAAGCAUUCGUCGAUGGCGCCGGUGAGGGACUACGAGGAGCUUGAUGAUGCGGAGGAGCACGAGGAGAGUGAUGCGAUUGACAUUGAUCCCGGGUUUAAGCUGAUGUAUUUGGUGAAUGGGGGUGAUUUGGAUGGCAUCAGGGAGCUGUUGGGGUCUGGCGUGGAUGUUAAUUUCCGGGAUAUUGAUCACCGGACUGCGCUUCACGUUGCUGCUUGCCAGGGGUAUGGUGAUGUUGCUUGGCUGCUGCUUGAGAACGGGGCGAAGGUGGAUUCUUGUGAUCGGUGGGGGAGCACGCCGCUUGCAGACGCCAUACAUUAUAAAAACAGCAGCAUAAUCAAACUAUUGGAGAAGUACGGUGUGAAGGAUCUUAUGGCUCCUAUGCACGUUGAAAAUGCCCGUGAGGUCCCCGAGUAUGAGAUCAAUUCCAAUGAACUUGAUUUCACCGGUAGUAUUGAAAUAACAAAGGGAACGUAUCGGAUAGCUUUGUGGCGUGGAACCAAGGUUGCUGUGAAAACUUUUGGGGAAGGAAUUGCUAUUGAGGACAAAGUCAAAGCUUUUAGGGACGAGCUUGCGUUGCUUCAGAAAAUCAGACACCCGAACGUUGUGCAGUUUCUUGGCGCUGUCACACAGAGCAGUCCAAUGAUGAUUGUGACCGAAUACUUACCUAAGGGCGACCUCCACGAAUAUUUGAAGAGGAAAGGUCCGCUAAAACCUGCAACAGCUCUCAGAUUCGCUAUGGAUAUUGCCAGGGGAAUGAACUAUCUACACGAAAUUAAAUCCGAAGCGAUUGUUCAUCGUGACCUUGAGCCUUCGAACAUCUUGCUGGACGACUCCGGUCACCUUAAGGUCGCAGACUUUGGAGUUAGCAAGCUUCUUAAAGUCGCCAACAGAAUCAAAGAAGACGCGCCUCUUGCUUGUCACGACAGUUCUUAUCGUUAUGUAGCACCAGAGGUCUUCAGAAACGAAGAGUAUGACACGAAAGUAGACGUCUUCUCGUUUGCAUUAAUUCUACAGGAGAUGAUUGAAGGAUACGCACCAUUCUAUUCGAAGGAAGACCACGAAGUUCCCAAAUAUUAUUGCGAAAAGGAGCGCCCUCCUUUCAAAGCCUCGUCGAAGUUCUAUGGCCACGGACUAAAACAUUUGAUUGAGGAAUGUUGGAGCGGAAAUCCAGGUAAUAGGCCGACGUUUAAGCAAAUCAUUCCCCGACUUGAUGCCAUCUACAACCGAUUUGGCCACAGGAGGCGUUGGAAGGUGAUGAGGCCAUUGAAGUGCUUCCACAGCUCAGAUUGGAUGAGAGACGAGUCGAGCCAUACACAUUCGUCUCGCUCCUCGUGAAACUGCAGGUGAAGAGGCCAUUGCUGUGUUGUUGAAUUUGCUGCUUGAAGAAAAGCUCAUGUUAUUGUUGCUUAUGUGAUUACUGAUUAGUGAUUGUGAAUUUAUGAUCUGUUAGUGUAAGAACUCUCAUGCAAUAGAGAAAGGAGAUAGGAAGCCUUAAUCUGUCAUUUAAUGUGAUUCUUUUGAAAUAUACAUUCACAUGACAAGGAAUAAUUUUGUUAAUUAAAGAUGAUAAUUAAUUUUGGCUA